CCGCAUUCGACAAACGCGAGAGCUGCAGCGGACAAUCCCGAUUGGUGCCGAUAGCGACGUCGGUGAUUCCGCAACACAGGCAAAGCGAGCUGCAACAGAGCCACAUGUUUAAGCCAUCUAUUUGGACCGAAUUGUACCGAUAUUUGCUGUUUUAGAAGAAGAGUAAUAUAUUUAAAUAUCCAAUUGAGGCUGUGACGUUUACUAUGAAUUGUUCACUUAAGGUCUCGCAGGAAACAUAGCGGACUACAGCCGGCGAAUUCAAGCGGAGCCGAACAGUUAACAUUAGCUAGCUUUAGCCUGUUAGCUAUCCGUUAGCUCAGAAGCCGCUAUCUCGUCAACUCGCCAGACACCUGCACGCCAAGCUGUCCCGCGUUGAAGCUAAUUAUUCCGUUACGGUCAACACCGUGGGAUCUUCGCUCCUAUUUUCAUCAAGUAUUUUUUUUUGUUUUAAGUCCCGAGGUCACACUAAAGGAGGAGAGAACCGUGACAGGUUGAGGCUGGGACCAGCAGGGCAAUACAAGCCGUGUCCUCAAGUGGUCGUUCACCAUGGACAACACACACACAAAGACGGUUGAAGAAGUUUACAGCUUUUUUAACGUGAAUGAAAGCACAGGUCUGAGUUUAGAGCAAGUUAGGAAACAACGGGAACGUUAUGGACCAAACGAAUUGCCAGCGGAGGAGGGUAAAUCCCUUUGGGAACUAGUGGUUGAACAGUUUGAAGAUUUGCUUGUGAGGAUCCUUUUACUCGCCGCCUGCAUAUCAUUUGUGCUGGCUUGGUUCGAAGAGGGAGAAUCAACCGUUACCGCCUUCGUGGAGCCUUUUGUUAUCCUGCUUAUUCUCAUAGCAAACGCCAUCGUAGGAGUCUGGCAGGAGCGAAAUGCAGAAAAUGCCAUUGAAGCCCUUAAGGAGUAUGAGCCAGAGAUGGGGAAGGUGUACCGUCAGGACAGAAAAAGUGUCCAGAGAAUCAAAGCCAGGGACAUUAUGCCCGGGGACAUCGUGGAGGUGGCAGUUGGAGAUAAAGUGCCCGCAGACAUCAGGCUCUGCUCCAUCAAGUCAACAACACUGAGGGUAGACCAAUCAAUUCUUACAGGAGAGUCUGUGUCUGUGAUCAAACACACCGACCCUGUGCCAGACCCGCGUGCCGUCAACCAGGACAAAAAGAACAUGCUCUUCUCUGGCACCAACAUUUCAUCUGGUAAGGCUGUGGGUGUGGUGGUGGCCACAGGGGGCAGCACCGAGAUCGGCAAAAUCCGAGAUGAGAUGGCAGCAACGGAGCAGGAGCGCACGCCGCUGCAGCAGAAACUGGACGAGUUCGGACAGCAACUCUCCAAGGUCAUUACGCUAAUCUGCAUCGCUGUGUGGCUCAUCAAUAUUGGACAUUUCAACGACCCGGUCCAUGGAGGCUCCUGGAUCAGAGGUGCUGUCUACUACUUCAAGAUCGCUGUGGCUCUGGCAGUUGCUGCAAUCCCAGAGGGUCUGCCUGCUGUCAUCACUACUUGUCUGGCUUUGGGAACUCGGCGCAUGGCCAAGAAGAAUGCCAUUGUCCGCAGUUUGCCGUCUGUGGAGACCCUUGGCUGUACAUCUGUCAUCUGCUCUGACAAGACCGGCACGCUGACCACCAAUCAGAUGUCCGUGUGCAGGAACAAAGGGGUGUUUGAGAAGGUGGGCGAGGCCACAGAGACGGCUCUCACGUGCCUGGUGGAGAAGAUGAACGUGUUCGAUACGGAUGUCAAAGGCCUGUCAAAGAUCGAGAGAGCCAACGCCUGUAACUCUGUGAUCAAGCAGCUGAUGAAGAAAGAGUUUACGCUGGAAUUCUCCAGAGACAGGAAGUCCAUGUCUGUGUACUGCACUGCAAAUAAGGCCCGAUCCUCUGUUGGCAAGAUGUUUGUAAAGGGGGCCCCUGAGGGAUUGAUUGACAGGUGCACGCACAUCCGUGUGGGCAGUGACAAGGUGCCCUUGACCCCUGGCAUCAAGGAAAAAGUGUUGUCAGUAAUCAAGGAGUAUGGAAGCGGCAGAGACACUCUGCGCUGUCUGGCUCUCGCUACCCGAGACCACCGCUUGGUCAGAGAGGAGAUGAAGUUGGAGGACUCCGCCCGCUUUGUUGACUAUGAGACUGACCUGACCUUUGUUGGCUGUGUGGGCAUGCUGGAUCCUCCCAGGACGGAGGUGGCAGCCUCCAUCAGACUCUGCCGCCUCGCAGGCAUCAGAGUCAUUAUGAUCACUGGAGACAACAAGGGGACGGCCGUGGCUAUCUGCAGACGCAUUGGCAUCUUCGGAGAGAACGACGAUGUUUCCAGCAUGGCGUUCACCGGCCGAGAGUUCGACGACCUGUCGCCCGCUGCACAGAGAGAAGCUGUGCUGAAGGCACGCUGCUAUGCCCGUGUGGAGCCUUCACAUAAAUCCAAGAUUAUCGAGUACCUGCAGUCCUAUGAUGAGAUCACAGCUAUGACUGGUGAUGGAGUGAACGACGCCCCUGCUCUAAAGAAGGCUGAAAUCGGUAUUGCCAUGGGUUCAGGCACGGCUGUUGCUAAGAGUGCGUCAGAGAUGGUCUUGGCUGACGACAACUUCUCCACCAUCGUCGCUGCAGUGGAGGAAGGCAGAGCCAUUUACAACAACAUGAAGCAGUUCAUCAGAUACCUCAUCUCUUCCAAUGUGGGCGAAGUUGUCUGCAUCUUCCUGACCGCGGCGCUGGGAUUCCCUGAAGCUCUCAUCCCGGUGCAGCUGCUCUGGGUCAACCUGGUGACCGACGGUCUGCCCGCCACCGCUCUAGGAUUCAACCCACCGGACCUGGACAUCAUGACCAAGCCUCCCCGCAACGCCCGCGAGCCCCUCAUCUCAGGAUGGCUCUUCUUCAGAUACCUCACCAUUGGAUGUUAUGUGGGUGCUGGCACUGUGGGUGCUGCUGCCUGGUGGUUUGUUGCUGCUGAGGAUGGACCAAGGAUCACCUUUUACCAGCUGAGCCACUUCCUGCAGUGUGCCCCAGAGAAUCCAGAGUUCACAGAUCUGGACUGUAAGGUGUUUGAGUCUCCUUACCCCAUGACCAUGGCCCUGUCUGUGCUGGUCACCAUAGAGAUGUGCAAUGCCCUGAACAGCGUGUCAGAGAACCAGUCCCUGGUGAGGAUGCCUCCCUGGGAGAACGUGUGGCUGCUGGGAGCCAUCUGCCUCUCCAUGUCCCUUCACUUCCUCAUCCUCCACGUGGAGCCUCUUCCAAUGAUCUUCCAGAUCACCCCUCUGAAUAUGACCCAAUGGCUGGUGGUGCUUAAGAUCUCCCUGCCUGUCAUCCUACUUGACGAGUUCCUCAAGUUCGCCGCCAGGAACUACAUGGAGCCCGGUAAAGAGCUGGAGAAGCCGGCCGGCUCCAAAGGCUGCUGCCUGCCUGCAUGCUUGGAGGGCAUCUCCUGGCCCUUUGUGGCCCUUACCAUCCCCCUGGUGGGCUGGAUCUACAGCACCGACACUAACAUGGCCGACAUGUUCUGGUCCUGACUGACUUGAGCACAAUCUCGACUUUUUCCCAUUUUCCUCCCCCGCCCCUCACCGCCAUCACCUCCCUCUGUCCUCUCCCUCUCCCCUCUCUGCCUUCCUACAUGUGUGCAUAGCUUGCGUGUGAGCGUGUUUGUAGAGUUAGCGUGUGUACUAGUGCGUGCCUACCUACCACCUGUGAAGGACCAACUUUAACACAUAAAACGUAAUGGAUAAUAUAAAAUGUGAACCGAGAAGACACCUGGUUAGCGCUAGGAUAGGAUAUUUGAACGGGUGAGGCUUUCAAUGCUAGUGUAAGAAAAUCACCACUCCCGUAGCUGUGGACUUUGUUGCUUGUCUGUAAGAAAAAUAUACUGUUGACAGUUAUUUUAUUGUUAUUAUUAUUUUCAAUAUUACCUUUAAGGUUUAUAUUUACUAUUCUGGGAGUAUCAGUUGUUCUAUGUCACUACAGUAACAACAGUUAUGUUUAGCUUCCCUCUUCUUGAAUAGAAAGUUAAGAAAUCCAUCAUCUGUACAGAGAUAGAAUUUUAUGCAACUUUUUUUAUAGCUUCGUCAAUUGUUCGACCACUGUGGUUUUGACUUGGCGCCUUCAUUUAUGUUCACGUUUACCAUUGUGUCUUCAGUAUAUCAACUCAGAACUCUUUCAGAGAGGACAAGCUCCGUGUGGCGGACGAGGACGGGGAAAGGUUUGGGAGUAAACGUUCGAUUGCUCCGAUUUAACAAAAAGAAAAGAAAAAAAAUUGAAAACAAAAACGCCGCAUGUCUUGUGACCAAGCAUGAACUGUAUGUGGUUUCUCAUUUCUAAUUUAAUUGUGAAUGUCCCCCACCCCCAUGUUAGAGUUUAAAUUAACCUCAUGGAUGUACUUUUUUUUUACUAUAAUGAUUUGAAAAUAAGCCAGUUUUUCUGCACUGGGCAGAGCACAGCUACCUCAAUGUGAUAACAAUAAUCUCUUUGUUUUGCUCAUCUCGAGAUGCUUUUCCCUACAGGGUUUUGCUAAAGCGUAACAUCUGAAGUGUGCCCCUAUUUGCUUGUGCAAAAAACGAAGAACAAAACAUUUCCUUCCCCUUUAACAUUUUUAAGGAUAUAUUUUGUUUGUACUGAUUUCUGACUUUCAUUAACUUUAUUUGUGUUUUGCUUCGGAGGAAGAACUGAGAGGGGAUGAUGUUAUUUACCAUCUCAUGGCAUUUGAUUCAAAGGACAGUAAUGUUCAAAUCCUAAGACAAAAAAAUACUAAAGCAGAAAGUACUCCAAAUGAACUUGGAUUGCAAGAACCCAAAAUGUUGUUUUUUACUUUAAGGAAAUAUACACUCAUAAACCCUUUGAAUCAAAGUGUGCUCUGUCUUUAUUUAAUCCAUUGACUUCGUGGUUUUCAUAUCCAGUGUUUUUUUUUUUGUGUAUGUGCAUAUAAUACUUGAAUACAAACCAUUUCAGACAUAUGAAUGCUUCAGUGUCCUUGGCACAACAUGACCGGCAGGAGACAAUCUUAAAUAUUUGACUCUUGAAGGCUUUAAUAUCUGGAGGUUUUAGUUUGUGCUGGGCUUGCCGCUCUGUGAUGGUGUAUCCGAGCCCAUUCAGUCGACUGCACUAACAUUUAGAUCGUUUUUUGUUUUGCCUCAUCUAAAGCAUGUCUUACAAGGUAGAAGCCUGGGUUUGUCUGCACCGUGUGUGUGUGUUUGUGUUCCACUUAACAAGUGUGUGCUUUUCUUCCUCAAUGCCUUCCAUUGGCUCCCCUGUCACUAGAGUUGGCUCUCAUAAAAACUGGGAUCAUUUUUAAAUCUGAGUGGGCUCAGAGGCUGGCGUCGUCCUCCUCUCCAGCAUGUGUGCUCACUCUUACCUUCACACACCUCUGACACCAUGAUGACCAGCAGUGUGUGUACCCUUGCACUGACAAAAAGGACAAGUUUUCCAAAGUAAUAAGACCAAAUCCAUAAAGGUAUACUUAAAAGUGGUUGGAAACAGAAUUCCCUUUGCACCACAACACACGCCCACACACACACACACACACUUCCUAACAUUCGUAUACCUCUGUGUGCAGAUGCUAUAUAAACAUGACACUAUUCCAUUUGUGUGCAGGGAAGUUUUCAACACCCUCAGCGUUCCUUCUUGCAUGACAAACUCGUUUCCAAAAUUCCAUGGUAGCUUGUCACGUAGAGAAUCUUUUAAAACACUGCGUCAAACGGUCUUAGCUAUACAUCAGUGUAAAAAACAUCCAUGCAUGCGUUUCAGCUGUAUGUAGGCUUUGCAAUUUGUAUUUAUAGAUUAUAAUGUAUAAUAUUCAAAUAAAGACAUUAAGAGGGUUUUAAGAUGGAUAUAUCAUAGAUAUGUAAAUCAAUGUUUUUAUUGUAACGGUUGGGGUAAUUUGCAGAACACUAGAAAUUGAGAAAUUACUCAUGAUGAACUUGACUGCUCUACUUUUUUGUUUAACUUAAUUUUCUUUCUUCCAAUUACUAAGGGCCAAUAACUGACCCAUUAACUUUGUAAUGAAGUGAUCCUUUGCCAUGAGAACAACAGAGUUAACACUUUGAUUCAUUGGUAAUCCUGCAAUACAACAGUGUUCUCCUGUUUUCUUAUGCCUCUGCGUUAUAACUAUUAUUAUUACUGUCAUGUAUCUUUAUCAACUGCUGUAAAACUGUGAUCUUUUGAGAGGGGGCUUUCCCCUCAGUGACACCUAGUCAAAGAACAACAUUAACCAUAUGUAAAAAGACGAUCAUUAUUGAUUAUUGACUAAUAAUGGUUGUACAUGCAUUACUGAGGUUGUGGUUUCAGGUAAAUAAAACGAUAUAGUAUUUGAA
This is a messenger RNA of Notothenia coriiceps (black rockcod), 6273 nucleotides long. It is a transcript of the gene atp2a2b, whose product is annotated as ATPase sarcoplasmic/endoplasmic reticulum Ca2+ transporting 2b. Gene Ontology annotation, molecular function: ATP binding; transporter activity; ATP hydrolysis activity. Gene Ontology annotation, cellular component: membrane. The transcript has 22 exons. The record is from RefSeq and is a predicted model, not a curated record. NCBI's taxonomy places the organism in Eukaryota, Metazoa, Chordata, Actinopteri, Perciformes, Nototheniidae. Bases 547 to 3483 code for a protein of 978 amino acids.